AUGGCCCUGGAGAGCCCCUCAUCGCUGCCCGCAGGCCCUGGCCUCUGUUCGGAGUCCCCACAAAUACGUCAGCCCAGAAACGGGAAGGGGGCAAAAGCGCUGGAGGCCUGGCUGUGCCUCUGGCCGGCCACCGGCUUCUGGCUCAGUUCCCUCGGAGGAGUCCCCGAGCUGUCCCCGGGGAAGUUCCAGCCGGGCAGAGGCAGCGGCUUCUCAGCGUCCCUCAGUGCCCCGGCCACGCACCGCGCUGCCGCCGCCGCCACACUGUGCCCGCACCACGGUGAUACCUGCGUGGCCGCACCGCAGCGACAGCCUUCCAGGCCACGGUCACUGCCCCAGCCCCGGCCCCGGCUUGGAGGCUGCCAGCCACGCGCCGCCGGCUGCCUGUGGCCUUCGCCAGGUCGCUCCGGCUCCCGCGUGGCGGCCGGUGGGAGGGGAGGGCAGCGUGCUUCCCUGAGGGCCACGGCGGGGCGGGCAGCGGCGGGAACCGCGUGCUCUGGAUUCCCCAGCCUGCCGUCACUUCCCAAAACUGACUCAGUGGAGAGCGUGAAGGGUCUCAGGGGAGUCUCGAGGGCAGAGAGAGGAGGCAAAGGUGGGGAGGGGAUUUCUGGGCCCGGCUCCCGCGGGCCCGGCCUGGGAAGUCCCCGCAGCCCCGGGGAACCGGCCGCGCAGGAGGAACGCGUUUGCGGCUCCGGGCUGCGAGCGCGCCGCGAUCCCGGCCCCGAGCGGCGCGGGGGCGGCGGGGCUCGGUGCUCCCCGCCCGCCAGGAGCUUGCUGAGGCGGGGGGGCCGCGGCGGGAGCCCCCGGUCCGCGCAGCCAGCCCAGAUCCCGGUGCCCGCACAGCGGGGCAGGCCCCCGCGGCUGGGGGCGGCAGCCCGGGACCCCGCUCACGGCGGGCAGGGCCUGGCCCGCAGCCGCGGAGCCCGACCCUUGCGCUGGGCAGCGGGGGAGGGGGGGGGGCGACGACGGCAACGGCGGGGGCCCGCGCGCCCCGAUCCCGAUCCCGAUCCCGAUCCCGUCCACCGCGCCCCGCCCCGCCUCGCCUCGCGCGGGGUCUCGUGGCGCCACCCGGCGGCCGCGGCCGCCCGCCCUAGGCGGGACUACAAGUCCCAGCCUGCCUUGCGGCUCGCGGGGCAUGCCGGGAGCCAGGCAGGGCACGCAGCCCAGCUCGCCGGACCCUUGCCUCGGCAGGCAUGGCGGGGGGGGCGGUACGUCAGCGCGCCGCGCCGUAAAGCCGUCCCGGCGUCGCUCCUCCUCCUCUUUGCGACGGCGCCGUACGGCAGCGGCGGUUGGCGCCUUUGUCCUGGCGGGCGGCGGCCUGAGGCGGACCGGGCCCGGCGCGGCGGUAAGUCUGCGGGCGGGCGGGUGGGGCCCUGCGGCUCCGGCGCGGCUUUACGCGGAGCGUUCGACUCAGAGACGAACUGUGGAGGGUUGAGUCCUUCCCGGCCGCCGGGCCGGGCCGGGCGUGCCCCGCGGCCUGCGGGCGGGCCGCGCCUUCGCCUCACCGCCCGGCGCGGCCGGGAAGCGGCAGUGGGGAGCGCGGGCUGGCUGGAGCUCCUCCGCUUCCCCCGCGGGGGCGUCCUGGGGCCGGCCGGUGCGCAGGCUUAA
Messenger RNA from Aquila chrysaetos chrysaetos, 1605 nucleotides. Its product is annotated as translation initiation factor IF-2-like. The record is from RefSeq and is a predicted model, not a curated record. NCBI's taxonomy places the organism in Eukaryota, Metazoa, Chordata, Aves, Accipitriformes, Accipitridae. The transcript is spliced from 2 exons. Bases 1 to 1605 code for a protein of 534 amino acids.